UUUUUUUUGAAAAAACGCACCGGGGGACGGUUGAUGGGCGUUAUGGAACGUUUUAUGGGGGAAAACGCCCAAAAACCCUUCACUACGGGUGGGCUAACUAUUGGUCCUAAAAAAUAAACCACAUAGAUCUAGGGAUGGCAAAAAUUACACUUCAAGUUUCAACACUUUUACAAAGUCAUUCUAAAGUCUAAAUAGGAACUCUUUUAAAUACAACUGAAUCAAACAACUUAAAAGAUCAACCUCUUUAUCAAACAGGUUAACUGGACAACUCGUUUAUUGAAUGAAUCGUGUUCAUAUCAACUUGUUUAUUAAACGAAUCGUGCUUGAGUUAACAUGCUUAGUAAACAAUUAACGUUAGUUAACCUAAAACCUGAUUAUUUACGUGUAUCUUGUCAUGAAUUCCCACCCCUAAAUUCAAUGUAACAUAUGAAUUUCCAUUUUAAUUUAACCAAAGUCAUAGAUUAAGACCAAUGUAAGAUGAAAAUAAAGAGCAUUGCCAUAUAAGCAGCGGUGGUUUCACAUUUCACCAAGAUAUUUUAUAGUGAUUUAGAACAAGAUAGCGUAAUUAAUAAAAAUCAUACAAAGAUAAAUUAUUGUUUAUAUAUUUAUUAACAAAAGAAAAUAAACAACAAUAGCCCCAGGCGAACACCUCCCUCUUUUCUUCCCCUCACGCCUCUACAGCGCCCAAGAGAGGGCAAGGUUUCAGGCCCUCGCCCUCUACUAACGAAAGAAAAUAAACAACAAUCGCCCCAGGCGAACACCUCCACCUUUUCUUUCCCUCACACCUCUAUAGCGUCCAAGAGAGGGCGAUGGCCUGGGCGAGGUUCCAGGCCCUCGCCCUCUACUAACAAAAGAAAAUAAACAACAAUCACCCCAGGUGAACACCUCCACCUUUUCUUCCCCUCACUCCUCUACAGCGCCCCAAGAGAGGGCGAGGUUCCAGGCCCUCGCCCUCUACGUGGCGGGCCGUCGCGCUCCUUUCUUAUUUCACGACACAUGUCCCAACUCCAAAACCUCUAAAUUAAUUUCCACAAAGGUCCAAAAGUAUGGUGAUAACGUGGCAUUGAUUCAUUGGACAUGUGAUAGGAACCAUAACAAUUCACAAUUCACUUCACUUCACUCGUGCCCAUAAAUACCCCCCCAACCCAUGAACCAAAUCCCACACACUCAUCCCCAUUGCAUUUGCAUUGUUUGAUCCCAUUUCUAUGCAGCAGAAAGGCAGAUCAUUCAACAGCAGAUCUCGUUCCUUUUCAAGAUCCCGUCUUGCAAUCGAGGGCUCAUAAUCACCCCCGAUUUUCCCUCAAAAAAAAAAAAAAUUAAUUUCUCGUCCCAGUUUCAAUUAUUUCCUUUUUCCAUAACAAUUAUUAUUAUUUUUAUUAUUAUUAAUCUACACCAUCUUGAUCCAAAUCUCUGCAAUGGCUGCUGUUGUUAAUGGAGGAGAACGUGAGGUUCAGAAGAAUUAUUGGGUGGAACACUCUGCUGAUCUUACUGUGGAGUCUAUGAUGCUUGAUUCACAGGCAUCUGAUCUUGAUAAAGAAGAAAGGCCUGAGGUACUGUCACUACUCCCACCCUAUGAAGGGAAAACUGUCCUUGAAUUAGGAGCCGGUAUCGGUCGUUUUACCGGUGAACUAGUGAAAACUGCAGGCAAAGUCAUAGCCCUUGAUUUCAUUGACAGUGUGGUUAAAAAGAAUGAGAGCAUCAACGGGAACCAUAAGAAUGCCGAAUUUAUGUGUGCUGAUGUCACCUCACCAGACCUCAACUUUCCAGCUGAAUCAAUGGAUUUGAUUUUCUCGAAUUGGUUACUGAUGUAUCUUUCUGAUAAAGAGGUGGAAUAUGUUGCUGAAAGAUUUUUGAAAUGGCUGAAGGUGGGAGGAUAUAUAUUCUUCCGAGAGUCAUGCUUUCACCAGUCUGGAGACCAUAAGCGAAAGCAAAAUCCCACACACUACCGUGAACCUAGGUUCUACACCAAGGUCUUUAAGGAAUGUCACACCACUGAUGCAUCUGGUAACUCUUAUGAACUUACGCUAACUGGAUCGAAAUGCAUUGGAGCUUAUGUACGCAACAAGAAAAAUCAAAAUCAGAUCUGCUGGAUAUGGCAGAAGGUGGCGAAUUCGGAGACCGAUAGGGACUUCCAGCAGUUCUUGGAUAACGUACAGUACAAAAGCAAUGGCAUACUGCGCUACGAACGCAUAUUUGGACCAGGGUUUGUGAGCACAGGAGGAAUAGACACGACAAAAGAAUUUGUUGCAAUGCUGGAUCUGAAACCGGGGCAGAAAGUUUUAGACGUUGGAUGUGGAAUCGGGGGAGGCGACUUCUAUAUGGCUGAAAACUUUGACGUUGAUGUUGUUGGCAUUGAUCUUUCUGUGAAUAUGAUCUCUUUUGCUCUUGAACGUGCAAUUGGGCUCCAAUGUUCAGUUGAAUUCGAGGUUGCUGACUGUACCAAGAAAUCAUAUCCCGACAAUUCGUUUGACGUCAUCUACAGUCGUGACACCAUCCUCCAUAUUCAAGAUAAGCCUGCACUGUUCCGGACCUUUUUUAAGUGGUUGAAACCGGGUGGCAAAGUUCUCAUCAGUGAUUACUGCCGAAAAUCUGGAAAACCGUCUGAAGAUUUUGCAGCAUACAUCAAACAAAGAGGAUAUGAUCUUCAUGAUGUACAAACUUACGGGCAGAUGCUUAAAGAUGCUGGCUUCGAAGACGUGAUAGCAGAGGAUCGAACACAACAGUUUAAGGAAGUCCUCGAGAGGGAACUGGAACGGGUGGAGAAGGAAAAGGACGAAUUCGUUAAUGACUUUAGUGAAGAAGACUACAAUGAUAUUGUUGGCGGUUGGAAGUCGAAGCUGGUGAGGGUUGGUUCCGGGGAGCAAAAAUGGGGCUUGUUUUUCGCUAAGAAGAAGUGAUUGCGUGCAGUUAUGGGUGUUUUGUUUUAUAUUUCUAGUGUUCUGAAAUAAAAGACUGGUGCUGAGGCUCGGUUAUGUUGUGGGUUGUAACUUAAGUACUCUGUGUGUAGAUCGGUAUGAUCAGUUGUUUGAAGUUUAAUGCAGUGUGUGCUUUAUAUGGAACUUGCAUUUGGUUUUAUA
This is a messenger RNA of Helianthus annuus (common sunflower), 3077 nucleotides long. Its product is annotated as phosphomethylethanolamine N-methyltransferase. The transcript has 12 exons. The record is from RefSeq and is a predicted model, not a curated record. Gene Ontology annotation, molecular function: phosphoethanolamine N-methyltransferase activity. Bases 1416 to 2897 code for a protein of 493 amino acids. Gene Ontology annotation, biological process: phosphatidylcholine biosynthetic process. Lineage: Eukaryota; Viridiplantae; Streptophyta; Magnoliopsida; Asterales; Asteraceae.